Paramormyrops kingsleyae is the source of this 3837-nucleotide messenger RNA. The record is from RefSeq and is a predicted model, not a curated record. Lineage: Eukaryota; Metazoa; Chordata; Actinopteri; Osteoglossiformes; Mormyridae.
AGCGGCAGAUAAUGGAUGGAUGGAUGGUUUUAUAACAAACACAAUGUGUAUACAUGCCUGGUAGGCCUUGGCUGGUCCUCAGCAAAUCAUAUGAACUAUUUUAAAGAAUUGGAAGACCGUCUGCCACAGGAUUACCUCUUCAGUAUACCAGACAUCAGUGGCUGUUGUGAGAAUUGCUGUGAAUUUCGAGAAACAUUGCGUAUUUUCUCUCAGAAUACAAAAGGAAGCAAAUGUGAAAAAUUGUUUAAUACCUCUCAGAAGAUUAUCGCCAUGAUUGACAGAAACGGGAAAGCCGACUGUCCACAGUGCAAUUACAGCUCAACAGUACUUCGGAAAGUGAAGGACUUCAUUUCGAACUUUUCCACAAUUUUGAACCUUGACUACACUUGUAAAUGUCCACCGAAAAAUAAUAUAAGCUCAAGUGAAAUGCCCAGUAGUACAGUUUACACAAGAACAGAAAAUCCAACAUCUCUGGUAACUGCUGCAACAAAAUUACCAAUUGAAUCAGAAAAAUGUGUUGACUACACUUGUAAAUGUCCACCGAAAAAUAAUAUAAGCUCAAGUGAAAUGCCCAGUAGUACAGUAUACACGGGAACAGAAAGUCCAACAUCUCUCGUUACUGCUGCAACAAAAUUACCAACUGUAUCAGAAAUAGGAGCUGACUACACUUGUAAAUGUCCACCGAAAAAUAAUAUAAGCUCAAGUGAAAUGCCCAGUAGUACAGUUUACACAGGAACAGAAAAUCCAACAUCUCUCGUUACUGCUGCAACAAAUUUACCAACUGUAUCAGAAAAAGGAGACAAACAACCAAACACAUUAAAGGAAGUGCUACCUGAUCUCAGCAUCCCUAGAUCCCAUCCAUCCAUCCAUCCAUCUUCUGACUACAUUGACCAGUGAUCACCCUCUGCUCGGCAAAAUAUAACAAGAUGGACCCCACCCCCCAAAAAAAAUUUUGGGAGCUGUUGCCCUAUGGAAAAUUAUUGAGUUGUCCUGCUAUAAACCUUGCCAGAGGCCAAGACCCACCCAGAAUGACUUUGAUUUUAUGUAGAACUAUUACUACAUUCAUACCGAGAGCGAAUAGCUCGAUGGGCCGAAUGGCCUCCUCUCGUUUGUAUAGUUCUUAUGUUCUUAUGUUCUUAUGUUCUAGCACACAGAACUAGCCCCAGUAAUGCAUGCUCCUGCAGCUUCUCUCAGCAUAAUAACAGAAUAACAUAUAACAGGGGUGUUAUGUGAUCACCAAACAAAGAAAUAAAUAACCCUGAUUUAUAGACAAUGAUUAAAAACUAGGAUCUGUUUUUAAUUCCCAGAAUGUUUGGGGUUUUGAAUCCCACUUACGGUCUUUAAGUGUGGUGUUUCUGUCUCCCAUGGUUGUGCAAGUUGCCUCCCACAGUCUAAUGAAUUUUUUCAUAUGGAAAGGAGUCAUGAGACUUGACUGAUUUUUUGGGGGGAUAGGAUGGAUGAUUGGAGGAUAGAUGGAUGUUCUGGGUGUAUUACCCUAGUGCUGGGAAUAAAUCCCCUGUUGCAUGUAACAAGAAGCUUGGGUUAAAGAUUUUAUGUGAAAAAAGUGUUAAAAUAAAGAAAUCAAGCACCCAAGCACAGUAGGUGGAGGGCCAACACAGGGUUAGUUGAUGAUUUGCUUAUAUAAAUGUAGGCCUUCAGCUGACCCUUGUUACAUGCCACAAAAAUCUAGGCUCACACUAAAUGUCUUGUUUUUCUUUCCCUUAGAUCUUAAAUAUCUAACCGUCAUAAUUGUAUUAGUGCUUGUUUUGCUUGGAGCCAUAUGCAUUUUAUUCUACUUCUAUAACAAGAUCAAACAACUAAACAAAGAGCUGGUAAGUUGUUAGCUCACUAGUAAAAGGUCAUACACAGUUAUAUUAAAUGUUGUCCCGACUAUACUGGAGCACGGAAGCUGAGAACAGCCAUACUUGCAAUUAUUAUUUUUAAUGCAGAUAUCGAGAUAAUGAGAGGACUUGCAGCUUAUAUACAGUUUUCAUCAAUAUGUAAGGGUUGUAUGUCUGCUAUUGUAUAGAUGGAAUUGUGACAAGUAUAGCACAUUUUACUUAGUGGAAUAACCUCUGAGGAGUCUGAAAAUGUGUGCAGAUUUGAAUGUGUACUGUGAUAUGACAGCAUUUCUCAGGAUCAUGGUGUAACUUAGAGACAGGACAUGGCAUGCACAUCACAGUAAAACACUACAGCAUGUAACAGCCGCUGUUAAUAUUGAGAUACACAUUGUGGUCAGAAAUAAUGUUCAGAAAAUAACUUAUGGACAUACUGUUUAAAAGAGCUUUAGUAUCAUCUGUAAUAUGGAAACUAUUUGGCUAAACAGUUAUUAUUGUAACUGAGCUAUUAACAUAUAGUUAACACCUAGUAAAAAUAAAAUAAUAAUUUUACAUAGUAAAAAUAAAGGUAAAAUAAAUUGCAUAAUUUUCUCAAUACUGGGAGCCUUAAAAAUGGUUUUUAAUGGGAAAAAUAGUAACAUAAGCUCUACAUAGUCUUCUACUUAACAGAAAUACCUGAGAAUGACAUUAGUGUAUAUAAAUAUGAAUGUUUUACACAUACAAAUAAUUUAUUAAUAAUAAUGAAACAGUAGUGAAAUAAACAGAGAAUUAGUCAUUAACAUGUUUGGAAAUACAGAGACCGUACAUGGACGCCAGUUGUGAUUUGUCUGGAUAUUGACUGGUCGUUUUAUUGCCAUUUGUUUGUCUUCUCCAGAAAAACCUUAAGCAACUUGUUGAUUUGGAUUUAUACAUGAGGUGAUAAGGAGGUAUGGCUGUUUUUUUGUAGUGGUGCCUUUGUCUGUUACACUUUCAAAAGCAACAUACUAGUAUCUAAAUUAGAAUGAGCUAUAUUAAUGUUACCGAUGCAUCUUUUGUUUGAAACAUCAUGUUGCAAUAUUGUUAACAUUUCAUUUAUUGCAUAUUACAAGCAUAAUUUAAUGAUCAGUCUUGGUAUUUACAAGCAUAAUUUAAUGAUCAGUCUUGGUAUCAGUGAUCACCACUAUCUAGAAACUCUGGGCCCCCUGACAAAAUUGUCAUCUUGGGACCUUCACUUGGGUUGGCACUUUAAAACUGAAGAAAUAUGUGUAGAUAGAAUUUGCAAAGCAGGGAUGGGGGUUGGGGUUCCCCCAGUAAUUUAUUUAUAUAUUUGUUUGUUUGUUUUUGGAGAUACAUUAAUAUACCAUAUACACAAGAAACCAUUCAAAAGCUUACUCUUUGAUUCUGUGCAGGGUUGACUUUAUGUAGAACUAUUGAUACUCUGAUACACUAAUACAACCACGGAUACCCCAUUAUUAUUGAAAGUAUCAUGACAUGUCUCCUUCACCUGCUGGUUUUACUCCAUCAGCCUAUGAAACAGGAAGCAUCUGCUGAACGCUGCCAAAGUUGAAAAUGAUUGGUCACCCUGUUAGAGCUCUCUCCACCCUAUGUGAACAACAGACUCUUAAAAUCAGCUUGCAGGAUUUUACAGGAUCCCUCACAUAUACUGUUCCCCAUGUUUGAAUGGCUCCCUUCAUGGCGCAGGCUUCGCUGUCCAAGUUGCAGGACACAGAGGAGAAGGGCAACAUUUGUCCCAGGGCUGUCCAGCUCCUCAACUCUCAACAUGGGUGAUUCAGCAUCACAUUAACAGACCUUUUAAUGGAACUUCUUAAUGAAACUUUAUUAGAAGACAUAUCAUUAACUUUUGCCUAGCAGCAAAGCACCUUGCCUUUUAUAUGCACAUGUCCUUUUUAUUCUGUAUUUAUUGUCAUGUGUGAAUGGUGGCUGUGCCACAUGCCUUUAUAAUUGCCUCUUGGGGAUAAAGUCAUUUGAUUUGAAUUAAAUUGAGCUGAAUUGAAUUGAA